This is a messenger RNA of Xyrauchen texanus (razorback sucker), 5036 nucleotides long. Its product is annotated as beta-1,4 N-acetylgalactosaminyltransferase 2. The record is from RefSeq and is a predicted model, not a curated record. Gene Ontology annotation, biological process: UDP-N-acetylglucosamine metabolic process; UDP-N-acetylgalactosamine metabolic process. Gene Ontology annotation, cellular component: Golgi membrane. Gene Ontology annotation, molecular function: hexosyltransferase activity. Lineage: Eukaryota; Metazoa; Chordata; Actinopteri; Cypriniformes; Catostomidae. Bases 118 to 1575 code for a protein of 485 amino acids. The transcript has 12 exons.
CAUCUAUGAGGUGAGUGCGUGAAGAAUGUCCCUUUGUGUUGCCACACCCGCUGGAGCUCCAGUCACCUGCAGCUCUUCAUAGGAUAACAUUUAAACUCCUUUUCGAAAUCUAUCAUCAUGAAUCACCGGAUUACAUUCAUCGUUAUUCUUAUUAUCGUUCCGGUCUUCCUGCUCGGAUUAUUUUAUUUUGACGGUGAUUUUUGGAAUGAAACUUCAACGCAGAUACGGAGCUUUACAAUGUUCUCAAGCAGCGAAACGAGUGCACAGGUCCAAGAUUUCCCCAAACCAAAUAUAGGGCCAUUUCCAAAUGACAAUCCCCCCUCCUGUACCUGCCAAAAUGGACCACCUGCAAACCAGUAUGUGUCAAAAGAUGAACUCGAAGAGCUCCAGAAACGCAGAGCAGAGGCAUACAGACAACACCAGAUCAGGAUGGGGAAACAGAAUGACGUUCUUUUUCUGGCCCCCGCCAACACCCCACUCCAGUAUCCAAUUAAAGGAUUCAGAGUGACUCCCUUGAAGAAAACACUCAUUCCUGGUCUAGUUCUGCAAACUCAUAUGAGAACACUUUACAAGGUGUCACUUAGUGUUCAGAAAGGGGUGCUCUCAGUGAUGGAUGUUCAAGAGGGAGAACACGUGGAUGGCCAGAAUGAGAUAAAUAUGACCAUCUCAUCCAGCAGCCUCCAUCAGCUCAAUGACCUUCUGAGCAGAGUGGCCUACACCAGUACCGUCUACCACAUCAAGACAGAAGACCUCGCUUACUUUUCUUUUGAAAACCAUGAGGUCAUAUUCCCAAUUGAUAUCAGACGGCCAUCAGUUCCUGUUCUGUUUGACUCAGGGAAAGAUAUAAACUCACAGGUGACCAUAUUAGUAAAGGCAUUUUUGAGAUAUAAAGAACUAAACGUCCUCAUCAAGAGCAUCCGUCAGUUCUACCCAAACAUAAAGAUCAUUAUUGCUGAUGACAGUCAUAACCCAGAGAAGGUUGUUGGAAACAAUAUAGAACACUACAUCAUGCCCCCUGCACAGGGCUGGUUUGCCGGUAGAAAUCUGGCAGUGUCGCAGGUCACCACUAAGUACUUCCUCUGGGUGGAUGAUGAUUUUGUGUUCCUGAAUGAGACUCGUAUCGAGAGUUUUGUGAAGAUUUUUGAAACUGUUCCUGAACUAGAUGUGAUUGGUGGUGAGGUGCAAGGAAAUCGAUUCUUAUUCAGACUACAAUAUGAAGAAGGGAGUAGCGAGGAAGGCGGUUGUGUCAAGCGAGUCAUGGGUUCGCAUGCACCCCUGCCAGGCUUUAAUGGGUGCUUCUAUGCAGAUGGAGUUGUUAAUUACUUCCUGGCUCGGACUGCUGCAGUGCGGAGGGUCAGUUUUGACCCAUUCCUCAAAAGAGUGGCUCAUACUGAAUUCUUCCUCGAUGGGCUUGGAGAUUUGUUAGUUGUCUCCUGUAAAGGUCUCAGGAUUGGUCACCAGAAGAAAAGUUCCACGGGCAAGUACGUUUCCUUCAGGCAUCCUCCGAAAAGCGAUUCUCAGAACAAAAUGAGCCACCAUUAUUUCAAGAAUCAUCUAAAAUGCAUCAAGUACUAAGGGAAAAUCUAGAUGUCAUGUCCUCCAGGUGAAAACCUUGUCCUUCAUAAGUGAAUUUUACUGUAUAAUAUAACUAUCUAUUUUUAUGUAUGUCUAAAUUCUAUUUGUGCAAUAAUGUGUGGAAUACCCAUGAAGUGAUUGGAGUCAGAUCUGGUUACGGGUGUUUUGAAGUUGGGUGCAUACAGUAUGUUUUGGUAUAUCUUUUUUAAAUCAGUGGUUUUUAACUGGUGGGGAAAUCUUCUAUGAUCAUGGACAGCAGGGAAAAACAAUGCUAAAUGCAAAUAAUACAACUUAGAAUAAUGGUAUACAAAACAAUACAAUUAUAAUCAUAAUUGUGCAUAGUGAGCAUAGUGUUAAUCGUGUCAAUGAAAAGACUAACAAAAAUGUUCAUUGAAAAAAGUUUUUAUUUCGUCAACGAUAACAGUUUUAAUGAAAACAUACUGUUGAAGAAAAUAUGACAAGAAAACAAUAAUACUGCAAGAUUUUAACAGUGCACAAACGUAACCAACAAUCCAGUAUGUUGGGUAUUUCAGAGCUGAACUACGGCAAAAUGAACAACUUUACAAACAUGUAGCCUGAUCUCAUGAACACUAUGUGAGGGUGGCAACAUUUUUUACAUGCUUCUUUAUACGCUUAGGUGCAGUUUAUUAUUUCAAUAUUUAUUGAAUAAACCAAAAGUGAGUGAAAUGGUGUCGUAAUCAGACAGGGUUUUUAAUGGGAAUCUUACACUGCUUGGCCAAGUAAAAGGAAUGUAAAGCAUUGUUAUGAUCUAGGGUUGCUUCAAUUGGUCAGGUCCAGGCUGACUACCCGAAUGUACCCGACAUCGAUACCGCCUGUAGCUUUGAUUAUGGUGCGCAUUCGUCAUGGCAUUGUUUCGACACCGUUAUGCAAUGUCACAACAUUUAUUUUCAUGCAGAGUUGCAUUAAUCUUAGGCCAAGAUCUUGUAUUGAUGAUGGGAGAGUCGAACAACUCUGUUAAGUCUUCUCCAGCACAUCCCAAAGACUUUUAAUGGGGUUAAGGUCAGGACUCUGUGGUGGCCAAUUAAUAUGUGAAAAUGAUUCCUCAUGCACCCUGAACCACUCUUUCACAAUUUGAGCCUGAUAAAUCUUGGCAUUGUUGUCCUGGAAUAUGCCCAUGCCAUCAGGGAAGAAAAAUCCAUUGAUGGGAUAACCUGGUCAUUCAGUACAUUCGGGUAGUCAGCUGACUUCAUUUUAUUUAGAAAUGACCAAUUGAAGCAAUCCCAGAUAAUAACCAUUAUUUAAAUCCAAACGUCAACUUUUUGAAAUGUUUUUGGCCAGGCAGUGUAUGUUUGUGUGUAAGAGAAUAAAACAUACAGUUUUUGGAGCGCCUCUGGUGUUAAUUUCACCAUGAAACUGCAGUGAAAUGUAUAACGCGGCACGUAAAAGCAGUUCGUAAAAAGUAACGUUUAUUCUAUGAAACUAGGAUGCAAAGGGUUAAUUAUCUCACUCAAACGGAUGCUAUUUAUACACAAGAUUAAGCGCUAUAUCCCCAACAUAUAUGUAAUAUUAACUAAUCAGAAUGCAUAACUUGCGUUGUGAAUGCGCCAUUUCUGUAAAAACACGCUACACACAUCGCAAUAUCCUAAACUGGCUAAAACACAAAAAAUGAACAAGUCUCUAAAACAUGAAGCUUUUAUAUAUUUUUCUAAAUGUUUGAAUAUAAGAUUAAGGUUUAGCCUGAUAAAGUUUGGCACACAUUUUGCAAAUUAUCAUUUACUAAUAUAUGUUAUUUUCAUUGACUAAAAUUAUACCAUUAAUACAUUUGACAUGAUGAAAUAUUGACUUAAUUUAAAGGACAUUUUCAUCAGAAGACUAAAACAAAAACUGUGUAAAAAAAUAACACUGAUAGUAAGGAUAUUCGUUUUUAAAAAAGGAAUAUCUUUUGUUAUCGUCAAUAAUUUUGCAUAAGUUUUGCCUAUGCAGUUACGAUUAAUACAUUUCAAUUACAUUUUAAAGAAUAUUUGUGUUGUUGUACACAAAUCAUUUUGCUGAUAAACAAUUUUGGUUAGUUGUCGGGUCCCUGUUUGAUGCAUGAUGCACAUGCAUUCUGUUGUGCUCGGUCCAACUAUAAUUGACUGUUAAAAUGUGUCUGUAGAAGGCGUGUUGCCUGUACAGCUGGAGCGCUGACUGCCCCCUACUGCAACAGAUUCGCUUUAACUUCAAGGUGGAACAUCAAGACUGAACUGCUCCAAUGGUUGAGCAUUCCUUACUAUGGAAUUUAUGUACGGGUCAGGGGCACACAUAGACAUCAAAGGGGACUUGAGCACCUGCCCUAUACUUCCUCGAGAGAAAGAGCCCUUUUUUCUGGGAUGCUUUUUUAUAAUAAAUAAAUGAAUGUAUAUAUAUAUUCCUGUUUGCGCACAGCUUUCUGUCAAACAAAUAUAUUUAUUGAAUAAAAAAUCGAAAUAUCAGGUAGGGAGAUGAGACUUUGUCGAAUUCCGAUUUCCUCCCUCUCUCCCUCUCUCUCUCUCUCUCUCCCUCCGCGUCUCCGCGCAGCAGUGCAGCACACAUCAGCACAUCAGACACACAGGCAGGCAGACAGGCAGACAGCAGCCCCCCCAGCUCCUAUCCCAGUUGUGUUUUUCUUGGCUAGUGUGGAGGUGAGUGGUGAUGAACAAAAGACUAGGCUACCAGUGCCUCAACUUUACAGAUAAUAAUAACUUAAUGGAAACACUACAGGUGAAUACAGUAAAGUUUGUGUCUAAUAACGUCAUCAUAAUCGCCACAUUGAUAUGCAAAUUAGGCGUUAACGAAUUAAAAUGCGCUAAUUUGCACACAUUGAAGUGUUAUGUAUUCCAAUAACGCCAAAAGAGUUUAAACGGUUGAUUGCCUUGUGCAAAAUAAACAAAUUAUUAGUGAAACUGUGUCUGUGCAUGUCCAUGGUCAUUGAAUAUGUUAUUUUUAAUAAAUUUGUGUUAAAUCAACAGCGUUAAUUUAGAUGUUUCAUGAAGGUAAGGGGUAAUAAAAAGGAGCUCAGUGUUUCUUUCUGCAUGUGGAGUGUGAAAAUGAUAAUGUUAUUUUUUUACUCCCCUUACAAUGUGAUUUACUGUAAAUGAAUGUAUUAACUGAGAAAUGAUUGUACUUGAAUGUUUAAGAAAUGUAUGGCAAUUGAAGGUUGUUUAACAUGUUUGUUAAAAACUUUACAGAUCUGCAAUAAGCCAUGAAACAUCACAUAGAUUUGUGUAAGAUUUGGAUUGUGUGCCAAUGAAGAAACUUUGAGUAAUGCAUGUGUUAAAUUAUUAUUUUUUUUAAAUCACUCAUUGAGGACCCAAAGUAUUUGUCCUUGUUGAUGUUACCUUAAGGUCAAGACUGACCUGAAAAUGUUUGUUUAGUAUUUUUGCAUAUGCUGAUUAUGCAAAAAAAUUAAGAAAACAUGCUUGUACUGUGACAUGUUUGCUUCUGCAUGGCAUUUGUGCUUGCUAGUCAAAGUAAAAGAGGUU